GGAAAUGAUAAAAAAAUUUGAAUGAUAAAAAAAUUAGAACGGAUCAAGGUAAUCUUGGCGCCUCCACUUCUUCGUCGAUCCAUUCGUGUUAAUGGAACUCAGUUUGGUGCAUUCGUCGAGAGUGGAAGCACAUCGAUGUGUGUAUCUCGUGAGCUGAAAUGGUGCCGUUACUUCCUUUACUUGUCUGCAGCCUCUUUGGGCUAGUAGCGGUAGUGCCCAUCAAGUACUACCACUCCAAGUACGACCAUGUCGAUGUCGAAAUGAUCCUUAACAACCGCAGGAUGGUCAAAUACUAUGCUGCGUGCAUUUUGAAUGAAGGGCCUUGCCCUCCUGAAGGAGUGGAAUUCAAAAGAAUUCUACCAGAAGCACUACGAACCAACUGUCAACGAUGUACUGAGAAGCAGAAGUUCGGCACACUUCGAAGCAUAAAACGACUAAAAAAGGAGUACCCAAAAAUAUGGGCUCAACUUCAAAAUGAAUGGGAUCCAGAUGGUACAUACAUCACCAAAUUUGAGAACUCAUUUGCCUCCAGCAACUUGGGACCAGUACCUGUCAUUCCUGAAUUAGUGAUCAAUAACAGAUUUGGUGCAGAAGAUAUUGAUGGAAACACUGUUGGAUCAAGCAGUCCCACGACGAGUACAUUCAGUUCAACAACCACUAUCAAGCAAACUACUCACACUAGCACAACUGAACCUUACACAAUGUCAAAGACUUUUACCACCAGGAAAAUCACCUCGACAACUCGAAAAAUCAUCAAACAACCCAUCGCAUCAACAGAAUCAACGCAAAUCAUAGCUAAUAAGCCCAUAGUCAUCAGCACCAAUUCUAAUACAUUAUUUUCUCCGGUUCCAGUGUCAUACGGGCCUUUAGCUAAUAUUGGGGCUGGUAUUCAAGCUACGGUAAGUCUAGGUACUAACAUUGUUGGAGAAUUAGUGAGGGGCUUUGGAGCUCUAGGAAAUAGAGUGGUAGAAACAGGGGCUGAGAUAGCUGGUGUAGUGCUUAAAAAUAUUGCACGGCCACUCUAA
Molecule: messenger RNA, 1025 nt
Organism: Phaedon cochleariae (mustard beetle)
Lineage: Eukaryota; Metazoa; Arthropoda; Insecta; Coleoptera; Chrysomelidae
Source: the annotation of a GenBank genome assembly